CAUCACGCAAGGAAGACGAGACCAAGAUCACUUGCUCCGUUGCCGCCGGCGAUCAGCGAGACCGAGAAGGCGGCGGCGCCACCGGCGACCAGCUAGCGCGUGCUGCUACGACCGAUGGCUCGGCCGCAGCAGCGGUACCGCGGCGUGCGGCAGCGCCAUUGGGGCUCCUGGGUGUCCGAGAUCCGCCACCCUCUUCUGAAGACGCGGAUAUGGCUGGGCACGUUCGAGACGGCGGAGGACGCGGCGCGCGCCUACGACGAGGCGGCGAGGAUCAUGUGCGGCCCGCGCGCGCGCACCAACUUCCCCGCCGCCGAAGCCAGCGCGGCCGCCGCCGUGGCCGCCGCCUCCUCCUCGUUCCUCUCCGCCGCCCUCGUCGCCAAGCUCCACCGGUUCAACCUGGCGUCCGUGCAGGCCACGCAGCGGCAGAGGGAGGCGGCCACGGCCGCAGCCACGCCAGCGGCAUCAUCCGCCGCGACGCCGCUGGGCAGCAAUGCCACCUUCUCCGACGACUCAGGGACGGCGACGGCGACGACGUACGGCGCGGAAUGGAGCGGCGGGUUCCUCGAGGAGCAGCACGUGGAGCAGAUGAUCGACGAGCUGCUCGACUCCAACUUCUCCAUGGAGAUCUGCUACUAGCUAGCAAGCGCUGCAUCUCCAAUGCCGCCAUGCGUGUCGCCUCUCUCCGCCUCGCUCUGUUCUUGCGCUUGCACCAGCGAGCACUGCAUCCGGAUGCCAUGCAGCUCUUUGUGGCUGUGGGUUGUGUGAGAAUGCAUCGAUCGAGCUCCAUAUUAGUUAAGCCAUACGAGUUCUUGAUCUGUUCUUCUCUAGUACAUGUAUAUUACCUAGAACUAUUAGGCUAUUAGCAUCCAGCAUAGAGUAAAAGACGAGCCUUUGUUCUGAAUUCUGGUCUUGGAUUUGCUAUAUCCAUCAGCCCAUGAGAUUCUUUCAGAGAGAGAGCUGUUGCAUUUCCGAUGUUCUUAUGCAAUGCACCACACCAAGAUCAGUACAGGUUCUGAAUGAUGAUAGUAAAAUGAAACGAACCAAUGAAUGACACUUUCCAGAAUUCACUGUAUUAAACUCUGGAAGCAAUCACAUUCAG
Molecule: messenger RNA, 1099 nt
Organism: Oryza brachyantha (malo sina)
Lineage: Eukaryota; Viridiplantae; Streptophyta; Magnoliopsida; Poales; Poaceae
Product: ethylene-responsive transcription factor ERF003
Exons: 2
Coding region: 115-636 (173 amino acids)
Biological process (GO): regulation of DNA-templated transcription
Molecular function (GO): DNA binding; DNA-binding transcription factor activity
Source: RefSeq, a predicted model, not a curated record